AUGAAUUCUGGGGAAACUGUGUGGAGAGAGAUAACGGCGAAGGAGCUUGCAAUCAUUCAUUCACUUCUCUCCGACCUUUGUUUCCACGAAGCCAUGAAGUCCAUAGGACUGUAUUAUUUCCGUGUGCUGGCAGUUCUGGGGAAACUGUGUGGGACCUUCCCCCUCCAGCGGGUUCGAUCCAUCGGGAGGAAGGGCGAGGCCUUGCAAUUCCGUUAUUGCAGUCUGGCUUUCCUCUAUGGACUCAUCUGCAUCCCUCUCACGAUCUGUCUUCCUGUAAUCAUCGCGGGGUGUCUCUACAUCCUAUCGUCUCCCCAUGCCACUUGGUACGACGGACUGAUCCAGGAACUAGUCUCCGUUACAUCCGGGACGGGAACGACGGGUCAGAUAGCCCAGAUCAUUCAAAUCGCUCAAGGGUGUUUCAUCAUCUGCACCGUCUACUGUGUAAAUAUUUUCAAGGCGAAGCAGAUCCCAAAGCUUUUGGAAAGGUUGGAACAGCUGGAGAUGAAGAUUGGCUUGUUGCCAGAAGAUCAGAUGCGUCUCAGGCGAUUUAGUUCAAUAGAUCUCAAUUUCACGUACAUCUGCAAAUUUUUGGAAGCGAUUUCCGUCAGCAACGUAACUACCCUGAAGCAAUCUCUAACGAACUACAAUAGGACCACCAGCGACAGGAGGGAAUCGGAAUCCAAACUCAGCAUCGCUAUCGAAGAUACCCGACAGCGAUACUUCCAAGUGAGCGACGCCGUGGAACACACGAGCAGCGUCUUCCACCCCGCGAUGUUGAUCCGCUUUUUCAACGGUAUUUCGGUCAUCACAGUCACCAUCUACCUGUGUGCUGAGAACUGGGAGAGGGAGAGAGUGCUUCAUGUCGUUGAUCAGGCUGCCCUUGUCUUCGCCCUGUCCGCGUUGCUUUUCGUCGUCAGCAAAGCCGGAGGAAAUGUGUCGGAACGUACCGAGGCAUUGCUGAAAGAGGUCUCAAAGGAGUGCGGAGUCAACUUGAGUCCUCAGAUAUGGCAGCAGAUGCAAGGCUUCCAGAUGCAGGUCUCCUCACACCCGUUGAGGAUCACUGCAUCCAACUACUUCACGAUCGAUAAGGGGAUUCUCACUGCCGCGUUCGGGACGAUAGUGACGUACUUGGUGGUUUUGCUGCAAUUUCGUCUGGAGGAAAUCAUGGACGAUUCACUCCCAUCAAAUUCUACUGGGAUAAACUAG
This is a messenger RNA of Darwinula stevensoni, 1206 nucleotides long. Lineage: Eukaryota; Metazoa; Arthropoda; Ostracoda; Podocopida; Darwinulidae. The record is from the annotation of a GenBank genome assembly.